Leptidea sinapis is the source of this 1002-nucleotide messenger RNA. RefSeq names its product ankyrin repeat domain-containing protein 49 (gene Ankrd49). The transcript is spliced from 4 exons. Gene Ontology annotation, molecular function: protein binding. NCBI's taxonomy places the organism in Eukaryota, Metazoa, Arthropoda, Insecta, Lepidoptera, Pieridae. The record is from RefSeq and is a predicted model, not a curated record. The coding region runs from base 222 to 923 and encodes 233 amino acids.
UGAGGCUGUAUGGCCUAUAACUCAUGCCUGGCCACGAAGGGAAUUGAAAUUUGGCAAACAAUAACAUUAUUAUUUCCGAUUUUCGAAGUUCAAUUUCAAAAUAAUAUAAUACGUAGCAGUAGUAUUUUUUAUAUUAAAUAGUAUUUAUUAUAUAUUAUAGCUUAAAUACUGAACAAUCUGGUCUUAUAACUUAUUGUUGUUAAAGCUUCAAAGAAUUAGGAAUGUCGUCUGAUUCAGAAGAAGAUGAAGCUGUCAGGCAGGAUUUCAAAGAAAUUGCAGACGAAAUAGAAAGAUGUAAAAGGAACCCCGAAACGUCUGGAAUGUUCGUAUCAGGUUGGGAUGAUGCAGACCAAGAUGUUGAUCUUGUAAAAAACCCAAAAGCAAAUCCAAUUGAUCACAUAUUGUGGGCAGCUGAAAAUGGAGAAAUAGAUACUGUACAGGAACUUUUAUCAAAGCAGCCAGGCUUAGUCCACGCCAGAGAUUCAGACGGCUACACACCAUUACACCGUGCUGCAUAUAGUAACCAUGUUCAUGUAAUAUGUUACUUGCUUAGUGUAGGGGCAAAUGUGUCAACUAAAACUGAAUUAGGAUGGACUCCACUACACUCUGCUUGUAAUUGGAAUAAUUAUCCUUCAGCAGCAAGGUUGCUGGCAGCAGGAGCUGAUCCGGCUGCUUUAUCUGAUGGAGGACAAACUCCCCUACAUCUAGCAUCUGCAAUAAGCCAUUGCAAAUCAACAUUGUUAGUUUUACUACUAAGAGAAGAUAUGGUUGAGAUCUCCCAAAGAGAAAAUAAUUCACAUGAAACACCAGAAAAAUUAGCAAAAGGCCAUGGAAUAUAUGCUCCUCUGUAUGAAAUGGUUUUACCAUCUGCAUCUCAUAUUCGUUCAUUAGCCUUUACAUGUAAUCCUUAUACUAGAAUAUAAUAUUAUUAUGACAUUAAGUUUAUAUCUUAUGGUUCAUGUAAAUAUAUUUUCUGUAUUAAAUAAAUUUGAAAUUAUUGAA